UUGCGUUAGCAUUGAGCUUUGUGCGCAAUCAUUUAAUAGGCAACUACAGCUGAGCGCCGGCAAACAAAACUUCAAUUAAUUUAUUAAAAACUUAAAAAUGUCGUGCGUCGAAGCAGUAAGUGAACUAGAGACGCGCCUGGGCGAGGCCACACUGGAGGAUGUGGCUGGUCGCCAUCGUCGUGAGCGCAAAGAGCUGCAAGCCAAAUUGCAGGCAAUGAAGAAGAAUGCGCCGAAGAAUAACAAAAAUAAACGCAAGGAGUUCCUGGAGGAGAUGGCGCGUCUAGAGGGUGAACUGGAACAGCGCCAGAAGGCUGAACUCGAGGUAGUCACCACCGAGGCACCGGCCGUCAUCGAGCAACCAGCCAAAAAAGCGCCAGCUGCGGACAGCGACAACGACGAAGAGGACGAUGCAGUGCAGCCGGCGCAGCAGCGUGUAUCCAAGGCCCAAAAGCGUCGCAACAAAAAGGAAAAGGAGGCACGUGAACGCGAGCAGGAAAUACGCGUAGAACUGCAAAAUGCGGCCAAUCAGCCAUCGCCAAAGCAAAUCGAGCUGCAACAGAUCAUAGCCAAGUUGAGCGGUCGCCAGCUGGCGCUGCACAUGAUCGCCUCGGACGGUGACUGUCUGUACAAUGCGGUGCGCCACCAGCUGCAGCUGCACGCGUUGCCCGGCCACACUGUUCAGGAGCUGCGCACCGAGACAGGGAACUAUGUGCGCGCGCACAAGGAAAAUCUCAUCUGCUACAUGACCCAUCCGGACACGGGCGAGCUGCUUAAUGACGAGCAAUUCGAAGCCUACUGCCGGGACAUAGCCAAGACGCACGCCUGGGGCGGGCACAUUGAGCUGAAGGCGCUCUCCUCGCUGCUACGUGUGCCCAUCGAGGUUAUCCAAGCGGAGGGCGCUGCCACGCUGCUGGGCCAAGAGGAGUUCGGCGGUGCGCCACUAGUCAUCUGUUACCAUCGCCAUAUUUAUCAAUUGGGCGCACAUUACAACUCCACGGUGCCGCUGGAGCAAUAAGGCAGCCAACUUAAAAUGAUAUCUGAUUUGUAACAAUUUAAUUGAAUUAAUAUAUUGAUUUACAUAUAUAACUAUAUAUACAAAUAUGCAUUUGGAAGAUUUGAAUUAUUGUCAAAAUUUGCAAAUAGUUCGAUACGCUUUGUACAAAUGUUAUUCAUUAAAUAACAACAAUUAGAUUAGUUUGGGCAUACUUUACAAAAUCGUAAGUAUCUUAAAUACAUGUAAAAUCUGUUCAUUUAAAGUACUUUCGAAGGGGCAUUUGUGAUCAGAUUGGAAACAAUACAAAAUGCGAUUAGAAAGCCGCAUUUGAGUAUCUUGCAAUGUAUUUAAAUUGUUUAUGAAUUGUCUUUUGUUAUUCUGUAAAGUAGAAGCUUAGUUAAUUAAAUCCAUGGAACCCGG
Messenger RNA from Drosophila virilis, 1414 nucleotides. RefSeq names its product deubiquitinase OTUD6B. The record is from RefSeq and is a predicted model, not a curated record. Gene Ontology annotation, biological process: protein deubiquitination. Gene Ontology annotation, molecular function: cysteine-type deubiquitinase activity. NCBI's taxonomy places the organism in Eukaryota, Metazoa, Arthropoda, Insecta, Diptera, Drosophilidae.